AUGUCCAAAUUUUCCUGUUCAGCUCUUUAUAUAAGUAAUGAAGGAGAACGCUAAGAAGUUGUGAUUACAACUCAAUCUGGUGAUUUACAUAUAGUGGUACUUAUGUUUAUAUAAUAAUUUAAGUCAAAAGUAGGAAAUGAGUAGAUGGUUUAUUUACCUUCCAAUUCCAUGGACACAAUUCUUAGCUUUGCAAGAGAAAUUGAUGAAGGUAAAUUUAAUGUUUAUAGUAUUUAGUUUAACAGAUUGGCACUUUAGAUCUUCAUAAUCCAGAGUCACAAAUUAAGGUCUCUUUCCUUCUUAAUUUGAAAGAUAUUGAAUAAUUAUAGCUUCUAAUGAGAGGGAGACAAGUUUGUUUGGAUACUUCUAACUAUAUUGUUUUAGGAAAAUUAGCUUCUGGAAUACGUAAAUUAAGAUACUUAAUAUUAGAACUUAUAUCAACUCAUAACAGAAUCUCAGUUCAAAAAAAAGCAACUCUUACAUUGAAAGAUCCAAUUUCUAACAGCCGAUUGGUAUUUUAUAAUAUAAAAAUUAAAGGGACAAUUAAGGUAGGAGGCAAAGAUGUUACGACUGUUAAAAGAUUACCGUCAUAAAAAUAUAAUUUUAUUGGAGGAAAUCAUAACAGAUUGUAGAUCAGUAUCAAUUAUUUUGGAAUAUUGUUAAGGAGGAGACCUCUUAUAGCUUCUCUAACAGAAAAGUAUUUAAAUAGAUGUUCCUAGGUUAAUGUUAAAUCUACUUUCUGGUAAAACAACAUAUUUAAUUGUAUUUAGGUUUAAAACAUCUCCAUGAUUUAGAAAUAGUUCAUANUUAUAACUAUAUUUAUUAUUUAUUUUGUUAAAAUUUUAUUUAACCAGAUUAGAUUUUGUAAAGUUAAAUUUUGGAUAAUAAUGAUUAUAAGAUUUUUAUUAAUUUUUUUAAAACAAGCCAUUAAAAUUUGGGAGAUUAAAUAAAACCAUAAAAAAACUCCCAAAUAAAAUUUAUUAAAAAAUGA
Molecule: messenger RNA, 988 nt
Organism: Paramecium pentaurelia
Lineage: Eukaryota; Ciliophora; Oligohymenophorea; Peniculida; Parameciidae
Source: the annotation of a GenBank genome assembly